Molecule: messenger RNA, 824 nt
Organism: Camelina sativa (false flax)
Lineage: Eukaryota; Viridiplantae; Streptophyta; Magnoliopsida; Brassicales; Brassicaceae
Source: RefSeq, a predicted model, not a curated record
GUUAAAAAUAAAUAAUCCAAAACCAGAAGAACCGAACUCUCUCGUCCUCGUCCUCCUCCUCCUCCUCAGCCGAACAAGAAGACUCUCUCUGUCUCCGUCAGACAAAUCUCGCGAGCAAAAUCAGAGAGAUGGGUUUCUUCUCUUUCCUUGGAAGAGUUCUCUUCGCUUCUCUUUUCAUCCUCUCCGCUUGGCAAAUGUUCAAUGACUUCGGAGUUGAUGGUGGUCCUGCAGCUAAAGAAUUGACUCCAAAGCUUAAUCUGGCUAAGGGACAUCUAUCUUCUAGAUUAGGGGUAGCUUUGCCCAAGAUAGAGGUGAGACAAGUCGUUGUUACUAUUAUUGCCUUGAAAGGAGCCGGAGGCUUACUCUUUGUUAUCGGAAACAUCGUUGGUGCUUAUCUUCUGGCUUUCUACCUGGUGGUUGUCAGUCCCAUCCUGUAUGAUUUCUACAACUAUGGACCUCAGGAACGUCAUUUCUCCCUUCUGUUGACUGAGUUCUUGCAGAGCGUUGCACUCUUUGGAGCAUUGCUCUUCUUUAUUGGAAUGAAGAACUCGACACCGAAGAGGAUUUUGAAGAAGAGGACACCUAAGCCGAAAGCUGCUUAGUAUCAAUAUUAUUUUUCUUCUGGUUGUUGCCAUGAGCAAUACCUUUGACUUUUCCUUUUUUUCCCCGAUGAAAUCGUUUCUUAGAACUUUGGUUUUCUUUCUCUUUUAGGAUUCUUAGGAUAGCUAUGAUAUACUUCAUCUUUUACUUUGAUUUGAUAUUGGGAAUUUUGAAGUUUUGAUUUGUUGAAAUUUGAACCAUGCAUGAUGCAAAUGUUGAACACC